Molecule: messenger RNA, 3093 nt
Organism: Stylophora pistillata
Lineage: Eukaryota; Metazoa; Cnidaria; Anthozoa; Scleractinia; Pocilloporidae
Product: mediator of RNA polymerase II transcription subunit 27
Biological process (GO): regulation of transcription by RNA polymerase II
Cellular component (GO): mediator complex
Molecular function (GO): transcription coactivator activity
Source: RefSeq, a predicted model, not a curated record
UCAAAAUGGCGGACAAAGUGAAGAGCAUCGAUGAAUGCAUUUUAGCUGCAAACAACUUGAGAACGACCGUGAAAAAAGUAUUUCAAGAUCUUGCAGCUUCUCCUGGAGUGAAAAGAGAAAAAGCAGAAUCUACUGAGACUAGCAAGGGAGAAAAUAUCACCCGACUUUUAAAGAAGAAUCUCACUGAAGUUCACAAGGUUUUAAGUGAGCUGGAUAAAACAUGUGAAGGUCUUCCAACAUCAUCAAGUGGUUCUCUUUCUUUGGGAAAUACAGGAUUAUUAAGCUUGGAUCCUAUUGAAGACAAGACUGCUCUGUAUGACAAGGUUCUAGACACAUAUGACUGGCAUGAGAAGCUGACCUUAGAGGCUCAACAGGCAUUAUCAUGUUUGAAAAGACAUCAUCCCUUACAAAGCUUGGAUCGUUCUUCACCAUCUCCAAAGAAGGCAAAGACAAACUCAAGAGAAUUCCUAAUUGGGGAAAUUCAAAAAGCUUUUAAUGAGUGCAAGUCUUUGUAUCCUUGCUUGGAGCUUUCAACAUCAAUGGCACAUGGAGCUCUUGUUGUUGAGGUUGUUGUACCAAAGACACUAAAAGCAACAAUGGUUCUACGCAAUAUGUCAGAGAUUGAGCAAGUCAUAAUAAGAGGAAUACAGGAAAGCAAGCUCUUGGAUAAGGAGGAAUCAUGGUCUCAGUCAUCCCAUGCUGUCUUUAGAAAGAUAACGGAAUAUGCGACGUCUGUUAUAUUAAACCACUACACCCCAAGUGAUCCGAUGUCUCAAGUGAGAGGCUUGUUGAAAUGGCUGAACAGCUUUCAAGCUCUUUUCUCCAUUAAGUGUGUCGGCUGUGGCUUUCACUUAAAGGAGGAGGCAGAAAAUGUCUUACUUCCCCCUUGCUGGCGAACAUUCGAAGAUUUAUCACCAUACCAUUACCAAUGCAGACCUUAGUCACUCUACUGUUAGCUGUACUAGCAUUCGCGCAAGUUGUUGUGCUGAGAAAAAAAUGGGAAAGAUUUUUAAGGAAAGAUGCCGUUUGUGCAAGGUUCACGCAAAACUGGCCAACAGUUGUCAAAACGAUAGCGCGUGGUUGGUUAAACAGUGCGACAAGAUUGGCGCACGAUAUGUACGAGAUUUGCUUGGGCUCGAUUCCAACCUGGGUCACUUGGCUGCGGUUUGCUAUAGAAGAGAGUGAAACUUCGAACUGCCCUCCUUUGACUACUGUUGGUUACCGUCUUGUUGACUCAAGAUCUCCAGAUGGAAAUCCUGUAUAGUGUUCAUUUUGUCAAAAGGUGAAGAGUAGUCAAACAUUAGUCUAUUAAAUCGUGAAUGCAGUACGUUUGGCAGGAAUUGGCACAAUUCUAAAUCCAAAUCACGUAAAUGACAAAUUUCGAAAUGACAGAAUUUGAUUGUGGUUGAAAGAUGAUGUAUUGCUUUUGUUUCUGCCCUGAAACAAAGAAUUUUGCACGUGAAAACAGCGUAGCUCAAUGUCUAGAACACUAUCCUUUAAAUCUGGUGGUGCCGGUGUGGUGGUGUGAUACUUAAGUUCCCAUCCUCGGUAGAAUGAACAUGCAGCACCAAAUACCUUUAACGAAGUCUCCGGAAGGCACAAUCUGCAGAUUGGUGAUUUAGACGAUAUCACUCAGUGACAAACUGAUGGCCUUGUUUAAAAAAACUCUGAAUAUUUUCAUUCAAAAGGACGUAGAAAUGUAGGGUAGAAAUGUUUCAAGAUAUUCCUUUCGUUAAAAGUGUAACAGCUGAAUGGUAUUUGUGCUAAACUUUUUCUUCUCGCGUAAAUAAUUUUGGGGUAAUGGUAAGCUAUUAUUCUACAGUAAAGAUAUGAGCCUGUCUCAUUGCUAAGAUUUGAAAAACUUAAAAUUUAUGCCAAUUCCAUCAAUCGCUGUCGAUUGCUGUGCGUUUUAGAUAUGUCGAACUUAAAAACUCUUAAUUAAAAAAGUAAUACCAAUAGUGAUAAUGAUAAUAAUGAUAAUAAUGAUAGUGAUGAUAAUAAUAAUAAUAAUAAUAAUGAUGAUAGUAAAGAUAAUAAUAAUUCAGACUGCAUUCGUUUAAAACGCUAAGCAACAAAACGUGCGAAUUUUAUUGUGCUGAAAAGGUUUUGGAAACAGAAAGAUUGACAAAUGUCAAAAGAUCGCCGUUACCGUUGAGAAGUGUCGGCCGAUCGCACAUCAUGCUAUUGUUGGAAAUGUUCAAAAAAGGGUCCUCACCGUUAGAACUGGCGUCGAGUAAAUUCUACAAAGGUUUUAUGUUUUGUAAAAGAAAAGAGAACACAAGAAAUCAACCUGAGUAACAACUAAGCAAUUUCGUCAUCGUACGAACGACUGAAACAUGCCUUUUUUGUAGGAAAUGCUGUAAUGACACGAAAAAGUCGCUACCUUACACGCAAAUGUAACGUACCCUAACUAUCUUAGAUGAUUUUAUAGGUGGGUGAUAUGGUAAAAAAAACGUAAUUGUUCUACUAGUGGUGGGAGGAAGUUUGAUAGCAUUCCACAGACAAAAAAGAUCAUAUCAAUUAUACCAUUCCUGCACAAAGUUAUGGGGACAAAGUCUAAAAUGUGGCAGUUUUUUAUUCUUUCCAUAGCUCUUUCAACAUGGAUUCUUAGAGAUGGAAUCCUUCUUGUUUCCAGUAAUUCACUUUCAUUAAAUUGCCCAGAUUCAUUCAUGAAUGGAGGAACAUUUACUUCUACCCCUUUAAAUGCAAGUAUUUCUUGAAUAUUAAAACCUCUAUCAGCCAUGAUAACAUCACCAUACUGUAGUUUCUCUAUAAGGCCUGACUUUUGGGUUAGUUCCUUGUCAGAAAUGCUACCACCAUACAGGGUUGAAACAAAUGAAAUCCCCCCUUUUGGUACAAUACCAACCAAAGCUUUCAGGGUGUUGUGAUUUUUGUAUGAAGAAAACGUUACUUGUUGAGCCUCUGGGUUGUUUGGCUUUUCAAUGUAUAUCUCAGUAGCAUCAAUUAUUAGAGUAGUUGUUGAAUACUUUUUGCGAAAACAUUCAGGUAGGUGUAAUUGAACAAUCUCUCUGGAAGGAAAUACAUCAAGUUCUUUGAAUCUAAAGAAAAUAAACUUGAUCCAGGUAUUUACAA